Fragaria vesca subsp. vesca is the source of this 609-nucleotide messenger RNA. Its product is annotated as putative quinone-oxidoreductase homolog, chloroplastic-like. Bases 1 to 609 code for a protein of 202 amino acids. The transcript is spliced from 2 exons. The record is from RefSeq and is a predicted model, not a curated record. Lineage: Eukaryota; Viridiplantae; Streptophyta; Magnoliopsida; Rosales; Rosaceae.
AUGGCCGUACCUCGUCCAACUAGGACAAUACGUCCUACGGGGACAUUUAUCCUUGCAGUUAGGGUUGAUGGAACAAACGAGCAGAAGAACAUACUCAUUACCGGUGCCUCUGGUAACGUCGGUCUUUAUGCAAUCCAACUAGCAAAGCUCGGAAAUGCUCAUGUCACUGUCACAUGUGGAGAUCGUAACAUUGAACUUGUCAAGAGCUUAGGGGCAGAUGAGGUUCUUGACUACAAGACCCCUGAAGGGGAAAAUGUCAAGAGCCCAUCUGGUCGGAAAUAUGAUUUCGUGAUCCAUUCUUCAUCGAAAGCAAUUCUUUGGUCAGUCUUUGAGCCGAACUUGAGCUCAAAUGGGAAGGUUAUAGACCUUACUGCCAACCUGAGCUGCUUCUUUACAUUUGUUCUUAAGAAACUCACCUUCUCCAAGAAGACACUGGUGCCAUUGAUCAUAAAUGGGAAGGGUGAGAACCUGGAUUUUCUUGUUAAGUUGGUGAAGGAAGGAAAGCUCAAGACAGUGAUUGACUCGACUUAUAUUUUAAGCAAGGCUGAAGAUGCUUGGGCUUGGAGACUUGAUGGCUGCAAUACUGGGAAGAUCAUUGUGGAGCAUUAG